GCGGAUUCCUGGCUGCGUCGCCUGCAAAGCUUGCCCUGGGGCCAGGGUAAAGUGAAGGUGUUCGGGAAGGACUAUGAUGAGCCAAGGCUUACUUGCUACUUCGGCGAAAAGGCGUACAAGUACUCUAACCGAAUCAUUGAGCCGUUGCCUUGGUCGCGCUCUCCGGUUCUCCAGGAGAUCAAGGCACUUGUGGAGAACAUGACGGGCGAGAGCUUCAACUCUGUUCUUUGCAAUAGAUACAGGAGGGAGAUUUUGGAGUUCCAGUUGCACUCAGACAAUGAACAGGUCUAUGGCCCAAAGCCGACCAUUGCUUCGGUGACUUUAGGUGCAGAGAGAGAUUUCGAUUUGCGGGAAGGCGGUUCUCGCAUCACAGCUCCUAGCUGUCAGCUCCGCGUCCGCUUGGCGCAUGGCAGCCUCUUGGUCAUGUCCGGUGCAACACAAGAGUGUUGGCAGCAUUCCUUGCCUCGCAGGAAAGCUUUGAAGGAUGAGCGCAUCAACUUGACGUUUCGUCGCAUCAUGCAGUGA
Molecule: messenger RNA, 525 nt
Organism: Durusdinium trenchii
Lineage: Eukaryota; Dinophyceae; Suessiales; Symbiodiniaceae
Source: the annotation of a GenBank genome assembly